AUGGAAGCUAUUGACAUGGGGCAUAUAUGUGUCGCUAGGUGUCUGCUCGGGGCCGGUUGUUCGGUAAAAGCUGUAGCAUCGGAUGGUUCAACGGCCUUGCACUAUGCCGCAUGUCCAGAAAACGAGCCUGAGAAAGAUCCUGCUAGCAUAAUCAGGGUUCUGCUCGAUGCAGGCACCUCACCAGCAGUUAAAGAUGCAUCUGGCAAUACGGCAUUGCACUGCCUAGAGGCUUCCAACGUCAGUAGACAAGCCACAAAGGAAAAGAUUCAGUUGCUUGUGAAAGCAGGUGCUGGAAUCAACGAGCGUAGCGGUGAUGGCGACACACCAUUGUUUCGGGCCAUUCGCACUAAUCAGCCAGAGGUUGCGAAAUAUCUCUUGAAGGCAGGCGCCGAAACUGAUUCUCCACAGGGAUUAGAGGGAAAUGUCCUUCACGUCGCUGCUGCAUAUGGGGAAAUUGAAGUCCUUCGGAGCCUGGGUAAAAUGCAUUUACCUCAAGUCAGAGUAGACAUGAAAGAUUCUGACGGCGAUACUCCCUGGGAUCUGUUCAUUGGCACUUUGCAUCAACCAGAAUGGAAACUUGGGUCUGCGCGCAGACCAACCUCAGAAGAGAAGGAAGCUUUCGUGUGUUUGUACACACAGAUCAGAAAUCGCAACUUACAACAUGACGUCGCCAGACUAGAGUGGGCACGACAAUAUCUUGUAGAAGAAGACCUGCGAGGCGCCUCUGCGGCGAUAGCACAGAUUAUAAAGGAGAAUGAGGAAUGGAAAGAAUGGAAGGCUGUUCAAACAUACCAAGCAGUUAGGGUCCAAGUUCGGGAAAGAAUGUGGGAGGCGGCAAUUGAAUCGGUGGACGAAAACGUCGAUAUUCUGAAAGAUCAGAUCUCCAAAUCCCCCUGGGACCGGUGGUCUCACUACGAUAUUUUAGCAACGAUGGAUGCAGAUGAGUUCUCAAACUAG
Messenger RNA from Colletotrichum siamense, 957 nucleotides. It is a transcript of the gene ANKRD6, whose product is annotated as Ankyrin repeat domain-containing protein 6. Lineage: Eukaryota; Fungi; Ascomycota; Sordariomycetes; Glomerellales; Glomerellaceae. The coding region runs from base 1 to 957 and encodes 318 amino acids. The record is from RefSeq and is a predicted model, not a curated record. Gene Ontology annotation, cellular component: nucleus. Gene Ontology annotation, molecular function: transcription cis-regulatory region binding; protein binding. The transcript has a single exon. Gene Ontology annotation, biological process: positive regulation of transcription by RNA polymerase II.